AUGAACUCGAAGGGCAAGGUAUUGAUAGAUGUCGACUUUUGUUUAUUCGACUUGGACGGCACAAUCAUCAAAACUACAGAGGCUGUGGAGAAAGCGUGGACCAAGUUAUCUCUGAAGCACGGUGUAGACCCUGACGAGCUAUUCAAACAUUCUCAUGGGACAAGAACUCAAGAAGUAAUCCAGCGAUUUUUCCCACAGUUGCACGGAGAUCUAAAUGGUGCUGUGGAGCAAAUGGAACUGUCCAUCGCACGAGACUAUUGCGAGUCGGUCAGUCUCAUAGCUGGAGCAGCAGAAUUGCUGCAAUCGCUGGAUCUCAGUAACGGAAAACAGCUCGAAGAACGCAAUUGGGCAAUCGUGACGUCGGGAGCGUAUCUGGCUCGUGCAUGGUUCGACAACAUCCUUAAAGACAUCGGUCCACCCAGGGUUUUCGUCACCGGAUUUGACGUGGUCAAGGGAAAACCCGACCCACAAGGCUAUGCAAUGGCCUCCAAACAGCUCGGCGAGAUCUGGUCGAAGGAUCCUGCGAUGGUCAGGAACGUCGUAUUCGAAGACGCUCCAGUUGGCAUAAUGGCCGGAAAACGCAUAGGUGCAAUCACAGUCGGGAUCACCUCAUCGUACGACAAGGAAAAGCUCUUUGAAGCUGGCGCUGAUUACGUGGUUCCAGAUUUGACUGGGAUUCGAGUGGUCAACAACACAGCUGCAGGCGUGAAACUGGAGAUCACGAAUCGUCUAUUUCGGUAA
Molecule: messenger RNA, 741 nt
Organism: Lachancea meyersii CBS 8951
Lineage: Eukaryota; Fungi; Ascomycota; Saccharomycetes; Saccharomycetales; Saccharomycetaceae
Source: the annotation of a GenBank genome assembly